Molecule: messenger RNA, 4414 nt
Organism: Cynoglossus semilaevis (tongue sole)
Lineage: Eukaryota; Metazoa; Chordata; Actinopteri; Pleuronectiformes; Cynoglossidae
Gene: slc6a3
Product: solute carrier family 6 member 3
Exons: 15
Coding region: 376-2202 (608 amino acids)
Biological process (GO): sodium ion transmembrane transport; nitrogen compound transport; amino acid transport
Cellular component (GO): plasma membrane
Source: RefSeq, a predicted model, not a curated record
CACCAUCCAAUUUAAAUCUGCUGCGUGAUAUGUUGUUUAAACUAUGAUUGUAAUCCUGAGAGCAAAAUGGCGAUCAACAAGUGUACAUGAAACGAGCCUCCAGUGAACAUUCUGCAGAAACACUCUCCCAGCUCUCUUAUUAAAACGUCCAUAAAUGAAUAACUGUUCAUUCAGAUUUUGAAUACAAAAAAAGAAUAAAAAAUAAUAUUUUGCAUUUUUAAGUAUUUUUAAAGGUUUGACUCCUACAUGGAAACUGACUGUUGAUUGUGUUUGCAGAUUUCUCACCCCUGUCUUGUCUGACGACUGUAACGGCGUCCCUCACCUCAAGACCGUAUACCACUCCAUGCUGUUGAAGAGCAAAUCUCAGUCGGCCUCAUGUCCUCCGUCGUAGCUCCAGAGAUAAACUCUCCAAACACAAUGGGUCCCAAGGAGGUGGAGCUGAUCCUUGUGAAGGAACAAAAUGGGGUCCAGUUCACAUCGACCACCUUAGUGGCUCCCACUCCAACUCAGAUCACCCUGGCUGGGGAGGAAGAGCGAGAGACCUGGGGAAAGAAAAUCGACUUCCUCUUGUCUGUCAUUGGGUUCGCGGUGGACCUCGCCAACGUCUGGAGGUUUCCCUACCUCUGCUACAAGAACGGAGGGGGUGCGUUCCUGGUGCCUUACCUCUUCUUCAUGGUGAUAGCAGGCAUGCCGCUCUUCUAUAUGGAGCUGGCCCUGGGACAGUACAAUAGAGAGGGCGCUGCAGGGGUGUGGAAGAUCUGUCCUAUAUUUAAAGGUGUGGGCUUCACUGUCAUCCUCAUUUCUCUCUACGUCGGUUUCUACUACAACGUCAUCAUCUCCUGGGCGCUGUUUUACCUGUUCUCCUCCUUCACUCAUGAGUUACCCUGGGUGCACUGCAACAACAGCUGGAACAGUCCCAACUGUUCAGUCUGGGCUGACAACAGUUCAGUCAGUGACAUCUACAAGGCCACACCUGCUCAGGAGUACUUUGAUCGAGGGGUUCUCCACAUCCAGGAGAGUAACGGUAUUGACAACAUCGGUCCCCCCCGCUGGCAGUUGACUUGCUGUCUGGCUGUCGUGAUUGUUCUCCUCUACUUCAGUCUCUGGAAAGGAGUCAAGACCUCUGGCAAGGUUGUGUGGAUCACAGCCACCAUGCCCUACGUUGUCCUGACUGUGCUGCUGAUCCGGGGAGUCACUCUGCCUGGAGCCAUCGAUGGCAUUAAAGCUUACCUCUCUGUGGACUUCCUGAGACUCUGUGAAGCCCAGGUCUGGAUAGAAGCAGCGACGCAGAUCUGUUUCUCUCUGGGAGUGGGGUUUGGUGUGCUAAUUGCCUUCUCCAGCUACAACAAAUUCAGCAACAACUGUUACAGAGAUGCCAUCAUCACCACCUCCAUCAACUCCUUAACCAGCUUCUUUUCCGGCUUUGUGGUUUUCUCCUUCCUUGGAUACAUGUCCUUUAAACACAAGGUGCCCCUGGACAAAGUGGCCAGAGACGGUGCCGGGCUGGUAUUUGUCAUUUACCCAGAAGCAAUUGCAACACUACCUGGGUCGUCAGUGUGGGCAGUCAUCUUUUUCAUCAUGUUACUGACCCUGGGCAUUGACAGUGCUAUGGGUGGCAUGGAGUCAGUGAUCACCGGACUGAUUGAUGAAUUUAAACUGCUCCACAAGCACAGAGAACUCUUUACCCUCUUCAUUGUGGUGGCCACUUUCCUCAUAUCUCUGUUCUGUGUUACAAAUGGAGGGAUGUAUGUGUUUACUCUGCUGGACCACUUUGCAGCAGGGACAUCAAUUCUCUUUGGAGUGCUUAUUGAAGCCAUCGGCAUCGCGUGGUUCUACGGAGUCGAUCGCUUCAGUGAUGAUAUCGAAGAGAUGAUUGGCCACCGGCCCGGCAGAUACUGGAGGCUGUGCUGGAAGUUUGUCAGCCCCUGCUUCCUUCUGUACAUGGUGGUGGUGAGCUUUACCAAGUUCAACCCUCCAAAAUAUGGCACCUACGUGUUUCCUCCCUGGGCUAACACAGUGGGGUGGUGUCUGGCCAUGUCGUCCAUGGCCAUGGUGCCUCUGUAUGCCAUCUACAAACUCUGCAUACUGCCGGGAAAGUUCUGCAAUAGGCUGGCUUACGCCAUCACCCCAGAGACUGAGCACCAUUUGGUAGACAACGGGGAGGUUCGACAGUUCACUCUUCAUCACUGGUUGGUGGUCUGAGAGCUAAAGAGAAACAAAGAUUGGUAGGUGGGGGGGAGAGAGAGUAGGUAGGGAGUUAAAAAAAAAAAAGAAUAUUUGAUGACUGGUGCACAAGCAGCCAAGGCCCGGGGAACUAAAAAAAAAAAAAAAAAAAGCAGAAAAAUAGCCAUUCAACUCCAUGACUGUAGCAGAGGUACAGUUUAAAAAGUGUAGUGUUCUUUCUUUCCACGGUGGCUGUGUGAAGCUGUGCACUGUUAUGUUGACACUGGUGAAUGGGAUUCAGUCAAACAGGUCACACAGGUGCUCAGCUUUUUAUUGUUUUUAUAACCAUAAGAUAAAAUGUGCAACAUGUAGCCAACCUUCACUCUGAACCUGUCACAGUGUAACUAAACUAAACUUUAGGUGUUCUUGCUGAUUUUAUUGCAAUGUUGAUUGAAGUUCAAAGGUCACGGUUAGAGUAAAUCUCAAUAAUGAAUGUUAAGAGGCGCUACAUACAUCAAUGCAGGGAAAUUACACUUACAUUUAAUCAGUGGGAAGACGCAAAAUGUUGGUAGACACAUUUAGUACAACAGACAAACAUGAACCAGUUUCACUGAAUUCCACUCCAGUCACAGAUAUGUCAUUAUUCACAGGGACUUUCUCUCUUAAAGACUGUUAAAAUAUUACGUAAUGGCAGACCUCGCAAAAAGAAAUGUUUACAUCCAAAUAGUUCACAGCAUAGACCAACCAGUUUAUCAGUAGACCAAAAUGACAUCAUCGGAGUCGGCGUAUCUCUAUAAGGCAGGGGUGUCAAACAUAUGGCCCGCGGGCCAAAAAUCGGCCUGCUAGGUGGUUCAAUCCGGCCCGAUUGAUGAAUUUUGAAUGUAAAAAAAUGCACAAACACUUCACGUCCUAUUCUUUUUCAAUUAUAUUUCAUUAACUAUGAAUAUUUUCUAAUAUACCUAUAUUUCAGCCUACCUAUAUUUUUGCAUGAAAACAACUUAGAAAAUUAUGGACUUAUUGUUACUUAUAGGUAAUUUUUGAUAUACUUGUACUGGUCCGGCCCACUUGACAUCUAAUCAGGCUGUAUGUGGCCCCUGAACCAAAAUGAGUUUGACAUCCCUGCUCUUAGGGAACACAGUCUGGAUCUGUCUGUUACUUUCACAAGCACAAAGGAAUCCUCCAGAAACAAACAAAAUCGAUGGUCUGAUAUUGAAGUCUCAUCCUCUCACUGCGUUCCUCCUGAUAGUUUUCUUGGCUGGACGUGGAACAGGGCACACACUCUCACACACACACACGUACGUCACUAUCAGGUAUUGAUUUAAAUGAAGCUCACACUGUCACAUUUAUUUUUCACUUCACCAAGCAUAAAGCUUUAACUUUACUGUUUACAGAACCACUUUUACCAGACUGUUUAAGAAGCUGCUUUUAUUGAGCUGCAUUGAAUAGCGUGUAGUGUAAGAUGACGUUGCAUCAGUUUUACAAGUAUAUCUGUCUGUAUCCUAUUGUAAUGUAAGAUUUUAAAUGACAAAAUCAAAAAAAUUAUGACUAAAAAUCUCUCUUUUUUUCAGUCACUAGGGAAAGUAGACUUUAAAAUGAUGUUGAUAAAAGCCUUAAGCUGAUUGUUAUUAUUAUUAUUGCAUCAGAGGCGGUUCAGACCAGUCACCAGUGACUGGCACUCACAUGUGACAAACUCAAGAGUAUAUUUUAUUUCCAAACUGUAUGCCUGUGCUACUGUAACGUGCCUUGUGGUGUUUCCGACCGUAUAAGACUUUGGUUUGUACUGUCAAAUAAAGUCAAGUUCAUUUAAUUAUAACAUUUUAUGUCACAGUUUUGUUUUAAAAAUUAAGCAGAUUUACACUGGUUGACAUUAACAAAGUGUUUUAAAUCGUGAUGUGUGCUGCAGUCAUAACCCCAUGAGGAGAAGACUGCCUGUAAUUGUUGUCUUCUCAGAUUGGUCAGCAUGACCCUGAGUCAACCUGGUUCAUUACAGUAACCAUGGAGUCAAAACAUACUGAUCCAAAAAUCACACCCUGACAGGAGCGACCCACAUCCACAGCAAACAACAUUUGAGGAAGAUUACCACCUGAUGAUAUUGAUCAGUGUGAUCAAAUCAAUGGGUGGUCUGACCAACACACUUCAGCUAGACCAUUAUGUGGCCUUUACACUAUUGACUCAUUGCAAGAGCAACAUUUCAAAUUAAAUUCAGAACAAAACAAAAUGUGAAUUAAUGUCAAUGUUGACAAAUGUCAAC